Molecule: messenger RNA, 207 nt
Organism: Dentiscutata heterogama
Lineage: Eukaryota; Fungi; Glomeromycota; Glomeromycetes; Diversisporales; Gigasporaceae
Source: the annotation of a GenBank genome assembly
AUGGCCGUCUCCUUCGUUCUUACUGGUAUACUUCUUCAAAACGACUUUAGUCUCUCAACUGCCACAACUUUUGAACAUGUUUGGUGUGGUAUCUGUGGAUUUCUAUAUUCUCUGUCUUCAAUUUCAAAUUUUGGUGUAGCAUUAGCUCUAUCAACAGAGCUUUUUGUUUCAUUAGGCCUCUCAAAUCCUAUCACAAAUCGAAAUGAU